Molecule: messenger RNA, 1575 nt
Organism: Saprolegnia diclina VS20
Lineage: Eukaryota; Oomycota; Saprolegniomycetes; Saprolegniales; Saprolegniaceae
Exons: 3
Coding region: 1-1575 (524 amino acids)
Source: RefSeq, a predicted model, not a curated record
AUGACGUCCCUGUGGCUCUGGGUGCUCACGGCGACCGCGGCGGCAUGCGGCGCCCAACUGCUGGCGACACCGAGCAGCUUGAAGACAGUCGUUCUUCCAACGAUCGAAGGCAUUGGCGCUGGCGUCGGCCCGUCCUGCGUCGAGCCGCUCGAGUCGGGGUGGCUCAGCGCCGCGUAUUUUGAAAAGGCGGCGAUCGCAAUGCGUUUUCGGAUAUCGACGCUCGUGCUCCCGCCCGGCGACAGCGCGGAGCUUGUCGCUGUGGACGCACCGACCUUCGACCUCUCGGCGGCGCAUCUCUCGCCCGUCGGCAAUACGAGCUCGGGGCUCUGGACACCGCGCCUCUUUGCCAACCUCUGGCGCCUUCGGCUGCGGCGCACGACCCGUGUCUCGUACUGCGCCAAUGGUUUUGGUGUCGGCGUUGAUAUGUACAGCUAUUUUACCAGUCUCGACAGCGGUCAUGACAACUCGGCUUCGGGCAGCAGAAGCGACGAGCAAGGCUGUGGCACCCGCAGCACCCACGCGAUCUGCAACUACACGACGACGUCGCCGCUCACGAGCAUGUACGCUUAUAGCCGACCCGUCGUGCGUAUUUGGGUGCCGACACCUGGUGUCGAUGGCUUCAAGAUGUGCACGGGCUGGCUCUGGGGCAGUCAAGGCCACGUCAUCACCGCGAGCCACUGCAUAGGCAGUGCCCGCGAUGCCAACCAAGUGCAGUUCGAGUUUCUAGCCGAAGCGUCGUGGUGCGGUGUCGACGUCGACUACACUGUGUGCAGCGGCGCCGUCGCGUCCGUGGCCGCGACUUGGGUCACCACCAACGUGAUCCUGGACUACACACUCUUGCUGCUCUCGUCCGGGCCGAGCCUCGUGCAAAGCUACGGGUAUCUCCAAGUCCACCCGACGCUCGCGAUAGCACGCGGCAUGCAAAUUUAUGUGCCACAACAUCCGAAUGGCGGGUGCAAGACAAUAGCGUCGAGGAACCAAACGACGUUGCCGACAACCAUCACAGGACUCACGUCCAAAGGGUGCGACCUCAACAAUGACGGCUUUUAUCGAGGAGGUGUCAUGUAUGAUGCAGACACGCAGCCGGGCUCGUCCGGCGCCCCAGUUCUGGAUGCGACGACCAAUACGGUUGUCGCGAUGCACUAUUGUGGUGCUGCUGCCUGUUCCAACGCGGGGAUUCCAAUGGCCUGUAUCGUCCGCGACCUUCUCUUUCAAAAUCUCUUGCCCGCGAAUGCGCUGGGUGACGGCUUUGGCACCAUACCCGCGUUUCCAGAUCCCGUGGAGUUCCCACGCGCGCCGACUCUGCCGUUUCGCCACCCGCCGUACUUUGGCGCGAUUCGGCAGGGCGUUGUGCCCCGGCGACCGCGCUAUACAACGGUUGAUCAUUAUGAGCUGGUCGUUCAAGCCCCGACCAAGAUUAUGGUUGAUGUCGUCGUGAACGAGCUCAACACGACGUCCAAUACGUGCGUUGACGUGCUGCGCGACUGCCGGAUCACCUACUCGACGGGUGGCACAACACUGCGCGUCUACUCCAAACUCCUACCAGGUAGCGAGACACCAAUCAUUGAAAUUUGA